This is a messenger RNA of Cuscuta campestris, 462 nucleotides long. The record is from the annotation of a GenBank genome assembly. Lineage: Eukaryota; Viridiplantae; Streptophyta; Magnoliopsida; Solanales; Convolvulaceae.
GCCAGUCAACAUAUGACCGGUGAUAAGAAGUGUCUUGAAAAUUUGGAAGUCAUAAAACCUUGCUCAGUUGGCCUACCAAAUGGAGAUUGUGCGAUAGCCAACCAAAAGGGGAGUGUGGUUGUAGAUAAUUUGAUCACCUUAGAAAAUGUUUUGUUAGUUCCUCAACUCAACUGCAAUCUUAUAUCUGUCUCACAACUUCUUGAGAAAAAGAAUUUAAUUGUCAAGUUUAAUAAUAAAAUUUGUAUUAUACAGUACUAUAUGUCGAAGAUGGUGAUUGGAAUGGUUGAGCAGGCUGAAGGACUAUAUUAUCUCAAGAAAGGUGUGAAGGACAAAGUCUGUACUGUGAAGGAGGCGAAGGAUCUGGACAUUUGGCACAAGCGCUUGGGUCAUCCCUCCUACACCACUGUCAACACUUUUCUCCACUUACCCAAAAUUACCAAUAUCCCUGAUUCCCCUUGUGAU